Messenger RNA from Drosophila sechellia, 1543 nucleotides. It is a transcript of the gene tpr, whose product is annotated as tracheal-prostasin. NCBI's taxonomy places the organism in Eukaryota, Metazoa, Arthropoda, Insecta, Diptera, Drosophilidae. The record is from RefSeq and is a predicted model, not a curated record. The coding region runs from base 64 to 1182 and encodes 372 amino acids. Gene Ontology annotation, molecular function: serine-type endopeptidase activity. The transcript is spliced from 2 exons. Gene Ontology annotation, biological process: proteolysis.
CCGAGAGCCACGCGAGUGAAUCGGUGGUGUCGCUGUGGAGAAAGCCGGAAAAAGUCUAGAGAAAUGAAUCGAGCCUGGUUGUGUCUGCUGAUCUGCCUGGCCUUAAGCUGCGGUCCAAGCCAAUCAGCCAGCCAGGAUCAUUCCACGAACCAAACGGCAGCGAAUCCCCUGCUGAAACAAUCGCAGAAUACAUUUAUCCAAUGGGUUCUCUCACUUUUGCCUCAACGUCCCGGCAGCUCGGAUUCGGAAAAUGCCACUCUGGCCACCUUGAGCAGCAGCUCCAUGAUGCCGGACGCGGCAUCCACGACAUCAACCACCACACCAGCCCCAUCUUCCAGCACCACUACAACCAGGAGGGCAACCACUCCGGCCCCGCCCACUUUGAAUCCGCCGAGGAAUUGCAGCGACUGCGUCUGCGGAAUAGCCAAUAUACAGAAGAGAAUCGUCGGUGGUCAGGAAACAGAGGUUCAUCAGUAUCCCUGGGUGGCCAUGUUGCUAUAUGGGGGAAGGUUCUAUUGCGCCGCCUCCUUGCUCAACGAUCAAUUCCUGUUGACCGCAUCUCAUUGCGUCUAUGGUUUCCGAAAGGAAAGAAUCUCGGUGAGAUUACUCGAACAUGAUCGCAAGAUGUCGCAUAUGCAAAAGAUCGACCGCAAGGUGGCCGAGGUGAUCACGCAUCCCAAGUAUAAUGCCCGGAACUAUGACAACGAUAUAGCUAUCAUCAAGUUGGAUGAGCCGGUGGAGUUCAACGAUGUGCUCCAUCCCGUUUGUAUGCCAACGCCGGGCAGAAGUUUUAAGGGCGAAAAUGGCAUUGUCACUGGCUGGGGAGCGCUCAAAGUUGGUGGACCCACUUCCGAUACCCUUCAGGAGGUUCAAGUGCCCAUUCUAUCGCAGGACGAAUGCCGCAAGAGUCGCUAUGGCAACAAGAUCACGGAUAACAUGCUGUGUGGCGGAUACGACGAGGGUGGCAAGGACUCGUGCCAGGGUGACAGUGGAGGUCCUUUGCACAUCGUGGCCAGCGGAACGCGAGAGCAUCAGAUCGCCGGCGUGGUCUCGUGGGGUGAGGGCUGUGCCAAGGCCGGUUAUCCUGGCGUCUAUGCCAGAGUGAAUCGCUACGGAACCUGGAUCAAGAACCUCACCAAACAGGCUUGCCUCUGCCAGCAGGAGACCAAGAAGAUCAAGUAGCGACCAUCUGGCUAUUUCUGUAUCUAUUAAUAGUUCAAUACUCUUGCUUGGCUGGCAAUGUUUAAUAUUAUAUCAGAAUUGGUAUCUCCCAUCCAAUGUGAUAAUUCUAAUGUCUUCUCAACAUGCAAUAGCACCGUUUGAAAGACAAGUUUUCAUUACAAAAAGCUUGUUAUUUCCAAAAUCACUAAUCCCAUAUCCCAAGUAACGAACUAUUUUCGCCGAAAAUAACUAUGCACUUUCUUGGGAUAUAUGCUCCAAAACUAUUUGCCACCUUUGCAAGAGUAAGUCAGCUUCAACUUCGUCGAAGAUCCCAUUUUCUAGCUGUUUUAUAUUUAUUGAUUAAAAGAAAAGUUUCCAUAAA